Messenger RNA from Aureobasidium pullulans EXF-150, 1603 nucleotides. Its product is annotated as protein kinase. The record is from RefSeq and is a predicted model, not a curated record. NCBI's taxonomy places the organism in Eukaryota, Fungi, Ascomycota, Dothideomycetes, Dothideales, Saccotheciaceae. Bases 108 to 1328 code for a protein of 406 amino acids. Gene Ontology annotation, biological process: protein phosphorylation. The transcript has 5 exons. Gene Ontology annotation, molecular function: protein kinase activity; ATP binding.
CGUACUAUAACAGUCUGAUCACACAGCGCUCCUUGCUGGCAUGUUCUCUGUCUACUCGAACAUUGAGAAGACCCCUUGGCGUUCGGAUUGUUGAUCAGACAAGUAGAAUGUCUUUUCGAACCAGCAAACCACAAAUGAGCAAGAUUCCGCAGCUCCCAUAUGAUCAUAAAUUCGAGGAAGAGCGAUAUCCCAACUACAAAGCUCACCAGUACUAUCCCGUCCAGCUGGGACAGACAUUCGCUUCAAGUUAUCGAGUGAUAGCAAAAUUGGGUUACGGUACGGCAUCCACAGUUUGGCUAUCUCGUGAUCUCAAACAAAAUACCCUGGUAACGCUCAAAGUGUGCAUUCUUGGAGAGGAUGAGUCCAACGAAUUAGCAAUUUCUCACCACAUAAAGUCGUUCGACGAUGGUAUUCAUCCCGGCAAGCAUAGAUCGCGCGUCACGUUAGACGACUUCCAUGUCCGUGGACCCCAUGGCACACAUCACUGUCUGGUGUUUCCAGCCUUGGGUCGGACUCUCGCUCAAGUGCGAAAUGUGUUUGAAGACCGAAAACUUGACAAGCUUUUAUUACAAAGGUUUCUAUACCCAAUUUUACAAGGCCUAGAUUUUCUUCAUCAGACAGGAGUCGUGCAUACUGAUAUCUCGCCUAACAAUAUCCUCGUAGAAGCCGAUGAUGACAUGCUAGCCAAUCUGGAAGAAACAGAGAGGCUGAAUCCAUCACCGAGAAAGGUGCUGGAUGAUCGUGUCAUUCACCUUUCCUAUACCAUGCCAACGUCAUACAAAGACCCUGUUCUUACAGAUUUCGGUGCUGCAUAUCUAGGCGAACCAGGUCAAAAAUACCGCGACGACGUUAUGCCUGGUGUUUAUCGUGCGCCAGAAGUCCUCGCAGGAAUGGAGUGGGAUUCGAAGAUAGACAUCUGGUCAAUCGGUGUCAUGAUCUGGGAUCUUUUUGAAGACGGCAACUUGUUUCCUGCAUACAGAAAUGGUCAUCUCGAUGAUGAACUGCACUUUGCCCAGAUGAUUGCCUUGAUGGGACCUCCCCCUAAGGAGUUCCUAGACAGAAUGAGUGAGACGCAGCGGGUCCGAUACUGGGAUUCUUCAGGCACUUGGAUAGCAGAAACUCCGAUUCCAUCUCAAACACUCGAGUCACGCGAGAUUCGUCUCCAGGGCAGAGAUCACGAGUUGCUUCUUGGGUUGAUGCGCAAGAUACUCUGCUGGUUGCCAGAGGAUAGACCAUCGGCUGAAGAUCUCUAUAACGAUGGCUUUAUAUAUCAGUUUGUAGAGUACGUGAUGGAGCUUGAGGAAUCAUCGCAGGGAAAACAAGGCUAGAGUGUGGAAAAUUGAAGCUGAACAAAUAUGUCUGUGACCGCAAGUUGAGAAGUGGUUUGCGGCUGGUUUUCAGCUCGCGAAAUGGUUAGUAAAGAUCUCGUCUGGUUGCCCGAACUUUUCACUAGAUGCUGUCGAGAUCAAUACAACUAUUGUUAGCCAAUCUGUACCGGCGAGUGAAGACGAUUGUGUGUUCAUCAUCCGGCAUUUGCGAAUCACCUGCUAAUGACCAGUCGAAGUAUUCGGCAUAGUGAUAAUUUUGGUAGUAGUGAGGCCGC